Molecule: messenger RNA, 1514 nt
Organism: Ascochyta rabiei
Lineage: Eukaryota; Fungi; Ascomycota; Dothideomycetes; Pleosporales; Didymellaceae
Exons: 5
Coding region: 120-1514 (464 amino acids)
Biological process (GO): pantothenate import across plasma membrane
Cellular component (GO): plasma membrane
Molecular function (GO): pantothenate transmembrane transporter activity
Source: RefSeq, a predicted model, not a curated record
AUGGCUGGCUCGAGUGUGGAGAAGCGACUGGUUCGCAAGCUUGGUAUGCACAUUGUUCAACAUGUGCAACAGUGACUGACAGGCUGUAGACUGCUUCAUUCUGGUGCGAUAUAUGCGAUAUGCAGGGUCAGCUCUGUGUUGACUUGUGGACAGGUGUAUUGCUGCGCAGCAUCGUUCUGCCUUUGCAAAUGCAUAUGUAUGCAGAGUCGAUAUACGUACUGAAGCCCCUACUGACACUGCUGGUUGAGGUAUCUGGACUCAAAGAAUCCCUUCAUCUUGAAGGGAAUCAAUACAGCAUCUUGGUUGCCAUGUUCACUGCAGGUGCCUGUGUUGGCCAGAUUCCACACGCCCUGAUUAUUCAGAAGAUUGCCCCUCGCUUUUGGCUUCCGUUCACUCUUCUAGUCUGGUCUUGCUUGACCAUGUGUUGUGCUGCAUGCAGAACGUAUGAACAGCUCUGUGUAGUGCGGUUUCUUCAAGGAUUCUUUGAGUCAAGUUUGUACAGUGGCACCAUCUACAUCCUUGGCUCAUGGUACAAGCCUCUGGAGAUCGCCAAGCGGACGGCUAUCUUCACUGCGAUCGGCCAGAUCGGCAGUAUGUUCGCUGGAGUCAUGAUGACUGCUAUGAAUGCAGGGCUGCACAACCAGACAGCACUUCAGGGCUGGCAGUGGGUGUUCAUUAUCAAUGGUGCAAUGGGCAUUCCAUUUGGCAUCUUUGGCCUAGCUUUCUUCCCCAACCUGCCAGAAUCUACCAACGCACCGUAUCUCAGCAAAGAAGAGAUUCAACUUGCCAUCGACCGUCUCCCGCCGAAGAAGAACUGGGGCCACGACAUCAGCAUUAAGUCACUGUGCAAGCGACUGUUCGCUUCACCCAACUUCUACAUCCUGACUUUGUACUCAGUUGUUGGAUGUGCUCUUGAAGCCAUUGUGCUACAGGGACUCUUCCUACUAUGGAUAAAAGCCAACAUCGAGAAGUUCCCCUCGUACGCUACUACCACGUACCCUCUUGGGAUUCAAGCUGUAUCCAUCGUCUCAAACAUCGGUGCCGGAUACGUUAUCGACAUGACGAACAAACGCAUACCCAUGGUCAUUCUCGCCGGUACAUUACAGCUACUCGUAGCUAUUCUCCUGCUCGUUCCAAACCUCUCGACUGCGGGGACUUUUUUCGCGUUCUACCUCGCCGGCACUUCGUACAUUGUGAACCCCAUCUUGUACGGCUGGGCGAGUGUCAUCUGUCAGCGCGGCGGCGAUGAUGCUUCGCGCUCGGUCAUUCUUUACGUCAUGAGCAUGGUGCAGUCGAUUCUAUACACCUUUUGGGGUAUUACGCUGUAUCCUGCGACUGAUGCACCUUAUUGGCAGAAGGGGUACAUUACUUUAAUUGUGGUUGUGUUUGCGUUCUUUGCUUGCACUGCUGCUGUGCAAUGGCUGGACAAGAAGUCACAAAAAGCGGCCAGCGAGGACGCGGAGCAGGUGACAGACAUCAACGAGAGACCGAUGGAUUGGGGCAAGAAGGAUUAG